UAUAAUCUUUGCAACCGCCCAGUCACGUUUCCAGUUGUUUUGUAAGUGUCAAGGAACUAUGUAACAUCUACACGAGCAGGAAGCAAGUGUAAUUUAACAGCUUCUGCAUUUUUACCUUUGGACCACGGCUGCCUUACACAUCGUAUUUAUUUAGCCACCAAAUACUCGAACCUUAAGGAAUUUGUGCAGCGCAGUGCGGCCGCCCAACCUGGGAGUGUCUGUGGACAGUGACCGCCGAGAUAAGACCCUGCCCGCCCAGCUCUUAUAUCACAGUGUUCCAGCGUGUCCGAGGCUCGUCACAGUGCAUGGUUUUACACAGUGUGAAGGAGCUGACCGCUAACGGGAACAUGUGGCUGCCUAUGAUUGGAUUGACCACCCUGCCACACCUGGGAGGGUUCUACGGUGGUUACAUCACACGCAAAGAAGUGAACACCUGGUACCCAACGCUUAAGAAACCAUCAUGGCGCCCACCAAAUGCAGCAUUCCCAGUAGUGUGGACAUGUCUGUAUACAGGAAUGGGGUACGGCUCCUACCUGGUGUGGAAAGAACUUGGAGGUUUCACUGAGGAUGCACUGGUUCCACUGGGACUUUAUGGGCUACAGCUGGCCCUGAACUGGUCCUGGACUCCUAUUUUCUUUGGUGCACACAAGCUGACAUGGUCACUGAUUGAGAUUGUGCUCCUUACUGGGACUGUCGGAGCCACCAUGGUGUCUUGGUAUCCCAUCAGCCGCACUGCUACUCUGCUUAUGGUGCCCUACCUGUCCUGGCUGUGCCUCGCCACCUCCCUCAACUACUGCAUAUGGAGAGACAACCCUGAGAAGAAGAAGGGAGAAUAGUAGGAGACCUCCCUAUGUAUCCUGAAAAAACAUUAAUUCUGAAUCAUUACUAAUUUGAACAUUUUUAAAUAAAUAAACGAAAAAUUUUUGAGUAAUUCCAGCACCAUUUUACUAUCUGGUUUAGUGUCACUGCCUUGGUUUUGGAGCCCAGCUGAUAACAGUGUCUUGUCAAAUCAGCAUCUGCACAUAUGAUGGCCGGUGUGCGGUUCUGCACUGCACCUGAGCUGGUGUUGUUUUGCUGUCAAGUUAAAAGUUCAACUGUAAACAACCUGCCCCUGAUAUACACUUAGCUGUUAGUUUAUUAGGUACACCUAGCAAAAAUGAAUGCAGUCUAAUCCAACAGUCCUCCAGUAAAUCCUCCCUGCGUGAAGGUAUCAUGUUCAGGUUUUGUUCAGACUGUUUCAGAGAGGUGUUGUGGUCAUGCUGGAGGCUGUAGCUGGUUCUGCUGUUGACCUGCAUUACAUUAUACAGAGGUGUCUCUGUUAUUCAGACUAGGCUCAUUGAUAUAGAUAAAACAGCUGUCAGCAUAAUGCAGUACAGUUCAAAGCCAUUAGUUUUAGCUUGUACCCAGUAAACUGCCAA
Molecule: messenger RNA, 1418 nt
Organism: Monopterus albus (swamp eel)
Lineage: Eukaryota; Metazoa; Chordata; Actinopteri; Synbranchiformes; Synbranchidae
Gene: tspo
Product: translocator protein
Exons: 4
Coding region: 306-836 (176 amino acids)
Cellular component (GO): mitochondrial outer membrane
Source: RefSeq, a predicted model, not a curated record